CUAAGAAGUGCGAAGAUUUUGCUGUCUCACCGCACAAAGAUGCUGAUGGUGCUUAUGCGGAUUACUCUGAAAGCUGGCCAGCGUUGUUCAGUUUCUUGUUUGAUUUGAUUCUUCUAAAGUUAGGCUGGUAUUUGAGGCUUCGCCAAAGAGCUGUUUGGCUGUGCAGCAAAAAUAAAAGGAGUCCAGCGCAGUUGAUUGAACCCCAGCUCGGGCAUCCUCGACAGUGAUUUGACCAGCCGUGAUGAUGUCCUCCAAGUCAAAGCCGAGCAUUCUGGACCGGCCGCUGAGCCGCGGCAAGAGCGAAGUGAGCCUCAGUCUGUUCGCGCUGCUGUUUGCCGAAAUAGUGCACUACACCCACAACCGGGUGCAGUCGGUGUCCGAGCUGCAGAACAGGCUGUCUGAGAUGGGUUAUCAGGUCGGUAUCCGCAUGUUGGAUCUCAUUGUGGUCCGAGAGCGGAACCUGAAGAGAGAAACGAAGAUACUCAACAUUCUGCUGUUCAUCAAAGGCACAUUCUGGAAGACUUUGUUCGGGAAGGAGGCAGACAAGCUGGAGCACGCCAACGACGACCAGCGCAUGUACUACAUCAUCGAGAAGGAGCCGCUGGUCAACACGUUCAUCUCGGUGCCCAAGGACAAGGGCAGCCUCAACUGCGCUGCAUACGUGGCCGGCAUGAUCGAGGCCGUACUGUGCGGAUCCAACUUUCCGGCUAAGGUGACCGCUCACUGGCACAAGGGUACCACGUUUAUGGUGCGGUUCGAGAGCUCCGUGCUGGCCCGGGACGCACAGGUGGACACCCGGUAGGACAGCCGUGUCCAAUCCACUGUGGAUACCCCGUCCUCGCCGGUGGAGGGUCGUCUCUCCCGGAUAGAGCGGCCGCUGAGGCAGGAUGAGUCGCCUUGGCAGCCGCCGCCUGUCGCCCGCAGCUGGGCCGGACAUAGCUCCACUGGUACAGACGCGAUCAGUGUGGACUGUGUGUACUGUGUACCAAGAUACAGCCCAGUGAUACGAGACCGAGCCGAACGGACGGACGGUCCCAGAGAAGCUGAAAGGGCCGCCGGAGAUACCCCAGCGAGGCCUGAGGUGUUGGGACAGGAUGCAUCUAUGUGUGCUGCGUCAUGAUCAUGACUGCAAGUCCAUUCUGCGACACUAGGACCAUCUAGGAGUCUUUCUCUCGUUUGUGUCUGUGUCCCGGACAAUGGUAACUCCUACAAACAGCAAUUGGUGAGUUGCCGGCUCGGGCUGUAUGUUAAUGCGGUUGCAUUUCGGAGUUGUCUGACACAUUAUUUGGGCUUUGAUGUGGGACGUCGUCGUUGUCGAAUGGUUUGUGUUAUGGAGAAUAUGUCCAGCGAAAGAAUAUAUCCGGAGGUGAAUGUAUGCAAGCGAAGGGAUGUAUCCGGCACUGACUGUGUCAUAUCUGCUCUCAUUUGUUGAUGUCUAUGGGUGCUCUUACUUGCAUUGUUAGACCUUCUCAUGUACUUUCCUUGUUUUGUUUGUAAUCAUGCUGCAAACAUAGGAACAACUGCAUCAAUAUAAUGAAUGCAUUUAGGUCAA
This is a messenger RNA of Amphibalanus amphitrite, 1552 nucleotides long. RefSeq names its product trafficking protein particle complex subunit 5-like. Gene Ontology annotation, cellular component: TRAPPIII protein complex; TRAPPI protein complex; TRAPPII protein complex. NCBI's taxonomy places the organism in Eukaryota, Metazoa, Arthropoda, Thecostraca, Balanomorpha, Balanidae. The transcript is spliced from 5 exons. The record is from RefSeq and is a predicted model, not a curated record. Gene Ontology annotation, biological process: endoplasmic reticulum to Golgi vesicle-mediated transport. Bases 242 to 802 code for a protein of 186 amino acids.